AUGAUUGUAUUAUUUACACUCAAAUAAUAUAAUUCAUAUAGUUAAUACAUUGGAUUAAUUUGCAAGGCUGAAAAUUUAUUGUUAAAAAACAAUGUAAUCAAGUUAUGUGAUUUUGGAUGGUCAGCUAAGGUUGGAUAUAAUAAAUAGAGAGAUACUCUUUGUGGAACUGUUUAUUAUAUGGCUCCUUAAAUCUCUUAAAGGCAAUAAUCAUAAUGA
Messenger RNA from Paramecium primaurelia, 216 nucleotides. The record is from the annotation of a GenBank genome assembly. Lineage: Eukaryota; Ciliophora; Oligohymenophorea; Peniculida; Parameciidae.